CCUCUCUAGCUACUGUAUGGAUGAUGUGCUCUUUGUGUAGGGCUUUGCUUUCUGCUUUGUUGCAGCUGGCCCGGAUUCAGACCGACAGCGUAGUCGAGAUGCUCCGUGAGCUAUACCCUGACCUCCGCAUUGAGAUUGUUGCCAUGUCAACGACCGGAGACAAGAUCCUGGAUACAGCACUUUCCAAGAUUGGGGAGAAGAGCCUCUUCACCAAAGAGCUAGAAAAUGCACUUGAAAGAAAUGAAGUUGACCUCGUGGUUCACUCCUUGAAGGACCUGCCAACUUCUCUUCCUCCUGGCUUUACCAUCGGUGCCGUCUGCAAAAGGGAAAACCCACUUGACGCUGUCGUCUUUCAUCCCAAAAACUGUGGGAAAACGCUGAGCCUCCUUCCUGAAAAGAGUGUGAUUGGAACCAGUUCGCUUCGGAGAGCAGCCCAGCUCAAAAAGAAGUUCCCUCAGUUAGAAUUCAGGGAUAUUAGAGGGAAUUUAAAUACCCGCUUAAAGAAGCUAGAUGAGAAGGAAGACUUCAGUGCCAUCAUCCUGGCUGCUGCUGGGCUGAAGAGAAUGGGCUGGGAGAAUCGCAUUGGCCAGCUCCUAAGCCCUGAAGAUUGUCUGUAUGCCGUUGGACAGGGUGCCUUAGCAGUGGAAGUUCGUGCCAAAGACCAAGAGAUACUGAAUAUGGUAGCUGCCCUGCAUGAUGCGGACACCGUGUUACGCUGCGUUGCUGAGAGAGCCUUCAUGAAACAUUUGGAGGGUGGAUGUAGCGUCCCUGUUGCCGUCAACACCAUGCUGAAAGAUGGCCAGUUGUAUUUGACAGGAGCAGUCUACAGUUUGGAUGGAUCCGAUAGCCUGAAGGAGACUAUGCAGACCAGUGUUAAUUAUCCCCAACAGAAUGAAGAUGGACCGAACGACGAUGUGCAGCAUGUUGGCAUCACAGCCAAGAACGUCCCUGGUCAGGCCCAGGAAGCUGCAGAGAACCUUGGUGUUGAACUAGCUACUUUACUUCUGAGCAAGGGAGCUAAGCAUAUCCUCAGCGUGGCGAGGCAGCUCAACGAUGCCCGCUAAACCUGCGGUGUCGUUGGCACGAUUGCUACAACUCUAGCAAGUCUUUGCAGCCACGCUAUCGUCCUCCUUUGGAGGAAGGGAUUUAUUUAAAUGUUCACUCCGGUCUUAUCUGACGUUUGGGCGCAAAAACUUGAAAUACUAAGUUGACUAACUUGAUUAGUUUACACUGUUCAGGGUUUUCAUCCUUCUCUGUGUUUCUCUAAAUUGCAAAGUCUCUCUCUGAAGUUUUUUCAACCAUUUUUUGUAGCUAGGAAGUUAAAAAAAAAUUAAAAAUCUGUAAGUGUUCUCCUAUUCCAUUUAGGAACAAGGUGCUCAUUACAGAUUAUAAGUGGAGGCUCAACUGUGACGGUACUAAAGCGCUGUACCGUGCUGACAGUACUAAAGUACUUUCAGUAGUCAUUAGUAUUACUUGGGCCUGUUCCCUCAUCGGAAUGCUGAAGAGGAUGACCGCUAUAGCUCCCAAUACCAGGUUCCUCAUAGUAAAGUUAGCACAGAUGCCAUGUUCAUCGUAAAUCUCAGUUAAGGUAAGAAAUUAAGUUUGCAGUUACCAGAUGCAAAUUUGCCAAUUGGCCGCUAAUAAAUUAGGAGGUAAGUGGACAGCCAGUCUGGUUUCCCUUGUACACUUGUGUACAAGGGUAACCUCGGAUGGUCAUUCAGCUGCACUAACCAAGCAACGGGGAGCUGAAGAGGAAGCCCCAGUUUGGGCUGUUGCGCCUUUCUUGGCAACCGCUAGCCCUUUCCUCUUCCCGCGGCUCCUUGCACUCGCUACGGGGUUGCCAUCCUCCCAGCGGGGCUCAUGUAUUACAGCGCCUUCUAGAAACGCUGAAACGGCACCUUGCCCGGGUCCUGUUUUGGAAAUGAAGCAUUCUUUAUUCUCUACGCGAGGUCCACUGAAUGUAACAGAUGACGAAUACAGUUCAGUUAUGCGCA
Pygoscelis adeliae (Adelie penguin) is the source of this 1994-nucleotide messenger RNA. It is a transcript of the gene HMBS, whose product is annotated as hydroxymethylbilane synthase. Gene Ontology annotation, biological process: heme biosynthetic process. Bases 21 to 1064 code for a protein of 347 amino acids. The transcript is spliced from 12 exons. Gene Ontology annotation, molecular function: hydroxymethylbilane synthase activity. The record is from RefSeq and is a predicted model, not a curated record. NCBI's taxonomy places the organism in Eukaryota, Metazoa, Chordata, Aves, Sphenisciformes, Spheniscidae. Gene Ontology annotation, cellular component: cytoplasm.